This is a messenger RNA of Lipotes vexillifer (Yangtze River dolphin), 666 nucleotides long. RefSeq names its product transmembrane protein 167A (gene TMEM167A). The record is from RefSeq and is a predicted model, not a curated record. The coding region runs from base 9 to 227 and encodes 72 amino acids. Lineage: Eukaryota; Metazoa; Chordata; Mammalia; Artiodactyla; Lipotidae. The transcript is spliced from 4 exons.
GCCUCACUAUGUCUGCCAUUUUCAAUUUUCAGAGUCUGUUGACUGUAAUCUUGCUGCUUAUAUGUACCUGUGCUUAUAUCCGAUCCUUGGCACCCAGCCUCCUGGACAGGAAUAAAACUGGGUUGUUGGGUAUAUUUUGGAAGUGUGCCAGAAUCGGUGAACGGAAGAGUCCUUAUGUUGCGGUAUGCUGUAUUGUGAUGGCCUUCAGCAUCCUCUUCAUACAGUAGCUUGGAAAAAUGCCAGAAUUCAGUUGCAAUCAGAUUUAAAUAUGAAAAAAAGGACUUAUCUGCAGAAAACAAUGGAAAGAAUGGUUAACCCUUUUAUCUUUGAACAUUGAAUGAGAUAAAUUUUCAGCUGCUCUUCUCUAUUUUUGUUAUUGGACCAAUGUUCUAUAUAAAUAAUUAGGAUGUAACCAUUUAAUACUCAGAGCUUAAAUAUGUCUGUAACAAUCAACCUCAGUACUGUCACUACAAUAUUACAUUCUGCGUAUGUCAUUCUGUUGUGUCAGAUACCAGUUUUUAGUGAGGUAUCUUUAAGGCACAUAGGAGAAAAAAUUGGUAAAUUACUUAAGUUCCUUUCACUGUGAUUUGGGAACGAUAAAUCUUUAUAGAAUGAGACUUUUUGGACUAGUUUUUUUAUUGAAAAAAAAAGGUUCAAUUCGUGUUG